AUGUUUCUCAGCUUCUCUGUCACGGGAGUCUUCCUGCGGCCGUUCGUGCAACUCUUGCAAACAGCAUCGAAGCAAGGCGAGGGGCUAUUCUUUGAGCCGCACGAUGACGUGCUGCAGCUUCGCGCAGUGAACAGCAGCCGCAGCACCCACCUGCUUGUCAGCAUCGCCACCUGCCACCUCGAGGCGUACCGCUUCUGCACCACGGCGGAUUCCAAUGAAGCGAACAGAAGCACUCCACCACAAGGGGCGCCAUCGUGCGGCGAUGAUGAAGGUGACGAGUUCUACCUGCUGCUGCCGACCAAGGCUCUCCUCGCGACGGUGCUGCGGCAGACGCAGGGUUUGUGCGCAAUGCACAUCCGCUACAACGGCGCCGCGACGUCUGACAUGAUGGUGGGCGACACGCUGCACUGGGAGUGCGUCAUGUCGUGCGGCACAGUAAAGACCUUCGCGCUGUUUCUGGCGGAGGGGCGGCCGGAGCGUGCGUACGUGUCGCCCGACUUCUACAGUUUCGACGCGUGUGCGGCGGCGAAGGUGUGGGGGGCGCUCCUUGGCUGGUUUCCCGCGUCGACGCCGCGCGUUGUGGUGCAGCCGCUGGCGUCGCGCCUCGAAAUGUGGGUUGUCGACGACGCGGAGGAUGGCGACGCGCCGCUCGAAACCGGUAAGGCUGGCGGCGCUGACACGAAGGUGGUGGCCUCGCAGGAACACUUCCUCUUCAUGCACUACCAACAGCAACAGCAACAGGACGGUGAGCAUGUGAGGUUGAGUGCGACGUCGCUGGAGGGGGGUGAGGCGCGCAACACCGCGAGGUCGCAGGGUGUGCUGCUGCUGCCCGGCAAAAGCAUCGAGGUGAAGCCGUUCAAGCAGGUGUGUCUAUUGGCGGACCAGCUUGGCAUGAUGAUCCGCGUGCGGACCGGUGGAGAGGGUGUGCAUCUCUUCGUAGAGGCCAUUACUACGCAGGAGGCCAUGCAGACAGCAGCAGCAGUGUCGUCGUCCGUAUUCACAGCGGACAACGCGGCCGCUGCCCCACAGACGCUUUUCCAGCGACACGCGGCGCUGUCCGAGACUGCAUUGCGGGUGAAGUUCUCCAUGUACAUCGCGGCAUUCGACGUGCCGCACCGUGCACUGGGGAGCGGUGAAGGGCUGAGGACCUCUGGCCGCCGCUCCAUCACCUCCACAGUGACUGCAGUUGCGGAGGGAUACGGCACCGCCCCGAUGUCGUCGGACAUUGCCGUUUCCUCUGCGAAGGUGCAUCAGUCCGCUCUGACGACGCGUGGGACGCCGACUGAACUCUUGAUGCCCUCGACGCACCCAACGGGUCUGCCAAUUGCCUCUGCUUCUUCUGCUCCUGCUCCUGUUGUCGGGAGCGUCACAACGCCCCCGCGUGUGUUGGCUGCUGCAUCCCUCACCCAGUUUCCUGGGCGUCUGAGUGGUGAUGUGUCGGUUGUCAACGCGAGCCCGAUGAGCGCAUCACUCGGUGGUGGCGGCAGCGUGGUAAUGGUGGCGGCAACGCCUGAGGCUGGUGGCAGUGGUGUUACUGUGGCGCAGCACAGCGGCCACAAGCGGUCUCGCGAGGGUGGUGAUGGGGAGGGACAGUCGCCGCUACAGUGGGACGGUGACUACAUCGCCACCGCCAAUACCACUCAUACGCACGUGGGGGACUCGCCAUCGUUUGUGGCGGCGACCAAUGCCUCGAUGUGUGAACACACUUCACCACGAGAGAAGCUCCAGCAACAGAAGUCGAUGGACGGUGAGCUGCCGUCACAAAGUACGCCAUAUCCACUGGAUUUCAAUGCCUUUAUGCGGGAGCUUGCGGAGGAGGCGAGGGAGGGCAAGGAGGAAGAUGAGGAUGACGAUGACGAUGAUCUGCAGCGUUUCCUUGAGAGCUGCGCAUCAAUGCUCGUGGUGCCUGCGACGCCGUCUACGCAUCCUGAAUAG
Trypanosoma grayi is the source of this 1935-nucleotide messenger RNA. RefSeq lists its product as hypothetical. The record is from RefSeq and is a predicted model, not a curated record. Gene Ontology annotation, biological process: cellular response to ionizing radiation; DNA replication checkpoint signaling; DNA repair. The transcript has a single exon. Lineage: Eukaryota; Euglenozoa; Kinetoplastea; Trypanosomatida; Trypanosomatidae. Gene Ontology annotation, cellular component: checkpoint clamp complex. Bases 1 to 1935 code for a protein of 644 amino acids.